Messenger RNA from Oikopleura dioica, 831 nucleotides. The record is from the annotation of a GenBank genome assembly. Lineage: Eukaryota; Metazoa; Chordata; Appendicularia; Copelata; Oikopleuridae.
AUGGAAGAAACCGCUCAAAGAAACCCAUUUGCCCGAGUCUACUCCGCAUAUCACGACAAAAUGCGAGCCAUGCCAAAAUGGAUCAAAGCUUUUCAAAAAUACUUCGUUGCAAUUCAGCCUUUCCAGCCCUAUUUCGGCACGAUCCCAGAGGGAAUGAGAACUUCUUUCGAAUCGUUUCUCGAAUUCAUCGCAACAAAUCGAGGUGAAGCAGGGCACAAUGCUCACUGGAGAUCGAUUUUCUCUCUUUGCUCUGCUUGUGCAAUGGAUUUUAAUCACAUCACGCAUUUGGAAAACAGCAAAGAGGAAAUUCCGUCCCUUCUGAGGGAGCUUGGACUUUAUGGGAAAAUUCAUAUCGAUGGGCAAUACACUUGGGAUGAGAAAACGCACGGAAAAUUGAAGAAUCGAAGAGACACAGAAAGCACAGAAAGACCACCAGAUGAACUUCACUGGCAAAAUGUCCCGAGAAAGACGGCAAUUGAGAUUUAUAGACAUUAUUAUUUGGAUUUCGUGCUUUUUGGCUACUCGACCAAAGAUGUCAUGAAGUACAUAAGUGCAUCAAGAAAAGGGAUGCCAAGGCCACCAAGAUCAAUGCGACAAUUAUCGAGGCAAAAUUUGAGAAGAAUGAAAGAAGUGUUUUUAGAAACAGAAACUGAUUUUAUCUUCAAGCACAUCGGUAGCAUCACCUUAGACGACAACAUUAACUGCGCUCGAAUCAUGCGAUCACGAUCUGGCGCCCGGGAUCUUUCCGGCACCAUCCGAGAAAUCCUCCGCACUGCCCAGUCCGUUGGAUACACCGUCGACGGCUCCGACCACCACGAUCUCAUCAAAUAG